Ictalurus punctatus (channel catfish) is the source of this 799-nucleotide messenger RNA. RefSeq lists its product as uncharacterized. The record is from RefSeq and is a predicted model, not a curated record. The coding region runs from base 44 to 571 and encodes 175 amino acids. Lineage: Eukaryota; Metazoa; Chordata; Actinopteri; Siluriformes; Ictaluridae. The transcript has 3 exons.
UCUUGUCCCUAAGCAAUCAUUUAUAUAUUUUUUUCGAAACCCAAUGAAUUCACAUGUAGGAACUGCAGGAAGGGAGUGUCGAACAAUGUACAGUACCUCCCCACAUUACUCAGAUGAGUCCUUAUGUGAGAUUGGAAGCGAGAUAAUGGCAGUCAUGCAGCUGCACUUGCUAUGUGUGGGCACUGCAUUAGCCGCAGGGGAUGCUACAGCUUGCCAGAUUCGCUUAGCAGAUAUUAGCUUCUCAAGCUUUCAACUCGAGAGAGUUUCACUGUUUUGUUUUUUUCCCACGAUAAAGGACCGCCAUGAGGCUUCGUACGAGUUGUGGAUGACACAACUGGUCCACCAUGAAAUCAAGACCCAACCAGGAGUGGUGGUGCGACAGCGGCCCUAUCGAGUCCCGGAGGCCCGCCGCCAGGCUAUCGAGGAGGAGGUUAGCCGAAUGUUGCAAGAUAAUAUCAUCGAGAAGUCCAACAGCCCCUGGUCCAGCCCCAUUGUCGUCGUGCCAAAACCCGACGGAAGUAUGCGGCUAUGCAACGACUUCCGGAAGCUGAACCAGAAGACUCGGACCUGAACGAAGCCUCCACUCCCUAGCUGCACACGCGUCGUUGCCUGACUGCCGAGAAGAGCCUCGAUUCCUCCGGAAAGCAUCGGCGCGACGCCGGAAGCCCUGCAGCCCACUGAUCCCGCACCACACGCUGCCAUGCCCACACGCAAGCACACGAGAGCAUGCACGUACACCCUCGCACUCACGCACACCCCCAGAACCUCACAAAUAAAGAAAACUUUCGUUUCGCAGUUA